AUGGAAUUGGCCGGGGAGCCCAGCAUCUCUCGUGACGACGCCUCUUGUAUGCUUAUUUCGAAGCCCUACUACGCGAUUCUCAUGAAUUCAAGUAGGUCUCAUGGACUUGGGGGCUUCAACCCAGCAGGAGGCGGCUUCAACACAGCAGGAGGCGGCAGCAGCCUGGACAAUAGAGGAGACGGCGGUUUUUACCUAGGAGGAAGCGGCUUCAACACAGCAGGAAGCGGCUUACAAACAGCAGGAGGCGGCAGCAGCUUGGACAAUAGAGGAGAUGCCGGCUUCGACUUUGGAGAAGACGGCGGCUUUUACAUAGGAGGAAGCGGCUUCAACUUAGAAGGAAGCGGUUUCAGUUUGGGAGGAAGCGGCUUCAAUUUUGAAGAGGACGGCAGCUUAAACUGUAGAGGAUUGCGAUUCUCAUGGAUUCAAGUAGGUCUCAUAGACUUCACUUCAAGUUGA
Molecule: messenger RNA, 456 nt
Organism: Drosophila virilis
Lineage: Eukaryota; Metazoa; Arthropoda; Insecta; Diptera; Drosophilidae
Source: RefSeq, a predicted model, not a curated record